AUGCAGAAGUCUCGGACCAUUCAGUCGACCCUCGGGUCACGGGCUUUUGCCCCCAUCCCACGCGUGCAGGUUCAGUUCCAGCGCCGCAACAUCCAGGACGUUGCCAUUUCCCGCACCGGUCGACCUAUCCUGAAGGUCCAGGGUCACACUGCGACUGUCUUCGGUGCCACUGGCAUGCUCGGUCGCUACAUCGUCAACCGCCUUGCUUCCCAGGGAUGCAACGUCGUGGUUCCUUACCGAGAGGAGAUGGCCAAGCGUCACUUGAAGGUUACUGGUGAUCUCGGACGUGUUACCUUCCUUGAAUACGACCUGCGCAACACCCAGUCCAUCGAGGAGAGUGUCCGUCACUCCGACGUUGUCUACAACCUUGUCGGUCGCCAACACCCCACAAAGAACUUCUCCUACACCGACGUUCAUGUUGACGGCGCGGAGCGCAUCGCUGAGGCUGUCGCCAAAUACGAUGUUGAUCGCUUCAUCCACGUUUCUUCCUUCAACGCCCGCCGCGACUCGCCCUCUGAGUACUGGGCCUCCAAGGCCUGGGGUGAGGAAGUUGUCCGCAACAUCUACCCUGAGACGACCAUUGUUCGCCCCGCCCCGAUGUUCGGAUUCGAGGACAACCUUCUUCACAAGCUCGCUCGCUUCACCCACGUCUUCACUUCCAACAGCAUGCAGGAGCGCUUCUGGCCCGUCCACGUUGGACACGCCCUUGAGCUGAUGCUGCACGACGAGAGCACCGUUGGCCAGACCUUCGAGCUUUACGGCCCCACCAACUACUCCAUGGCCGAACUUUCCGAGCUUGUUGAGCGGGAAAUUUUCAUCGCCAAGCCCGCCGCCCACUACCUGAACAAGGCUCUCUGGUUCCCCACCGUGUCCGCCGAUGAGAUUGAGCGCGAGUUCCACGACCAGGUCAUUGACCCCACGGCCAAGACCUUCAAGGAUCUGGGUAUUGAAAAGACUCCCGAGGUCACCGAUAUGAUUUUCGAGUACCUGAAAGGUUACCGUAAGUCCGCCUACUACGAUCUGCCUCCCAUGACCGAGAAGGAGCUCCAGGAAGAGAAGAAGUAUGUCCACGUGCUGGACAACCAGUAG
Molecule: messenger RNA, 1089 nt
Organism: Penicillium manginii
Lineage: Eukaryota; Fungi; Ascomycota; Eurotiomycetes; Eurotiales; Aspergillaceae
Product: complex I NDUFA9 subunit family protein
Exons: 9
Coding region: 1-1089 (362 amino acids)
Cellular component (GO): mitochondrion
Molecular function (GO): protein-containing complex binding
Source: RefSeq, a predicted model, not a curated record